UUAUUAUUUUGUUUCAAUUUUGAGUUAUAAACAUGUAUAAAAUAUUUUGAGAUUUAAACUAAUUAUUUACCAAUUUUUAAUUGAUUUGCUAUGUCUUUUCAUUAUGUAAGGAUUUACUAUGGACCUUAUGAUGCAUUCCACACGGUCUCUCAUAAGCCGCAAAAACUGAGAGGCCUCAGAGAUCACCUUCACAAACUUGGCUACCGCGUGGAUCUUGUCCCAGUUGAUUUCGUAAACUACUGCAUGCUGGAGAUGUGCGGACAUGAGGUGUUUAGAUGCAAUAUCCAGAACCUUCUAUUCAACACUCCAGGGGAACUAGACCCGGUAUGUAUGCGGGCUGUAGACGCGGUGGUCGAUGCCUCAGCCAAGUUCCUUCGCGCUAGAAACUACCUAUGGUUCUGGUCACUUAUAGACAACCAGCUGUUUAGAAGGAGCGAGUUCGCGCCGAAAGACCAUUGGCCGUUCGAAGUGGACAAAGACAGCUACGAUACUUGUAUGGAAUGCACUUACUGUUGUGGUAGUUUGAAGAAAAAGAAGUGAUUUGAAAUUAAAUGAGCUCGAACCAACGAUAACGAG
Molecule: messenger RNA, 576 nt
Organism: Papilio polytes (common Mormon)
Lineage: Eukaryota; Metazoa; Arthropoda; Insecta; Lepidoptera; Papilionidae
Product: UPF0728 protein C10orf53 homolog
Exons: 3
Coding region: 91-540 (149 amino acids)
Source: RefSeq, a predicted model, not a curated record